AUGGUGGUCAGAGCUUUGAAGCAAACAUCUAUUGCCAGAAAUGGUUUGGGAGCUAAUUACAUACUUCCAUGCAAAAAGGUUAUCCUGCAAUAUUGCAACUGGGGAGGAUCUUCGCAGGGUAUGAGAGACUUUCUUACAAGCAAGAGGCUGGAUAUCUUGGCCAAGAAGUAUCCUCAAAUUGAAUUUAACGUAUUGAGGAAGUCAGGGCAUCCCCUCGUACGCGCGCAGUACACCAACGGUAGGGAAAAAGUUGUCUGCGUGAGGAAUCUAAACAUAGACAACGUGGAGAACAAACUCAAGCUGCUGAAAGACUCAUCUGGCGAGAUUCUGCGCCACCGCGUUUCCAACGACUACGUGGACUCUUUGAACACAAGUGUGAGGGGCGUAUGGUCGCCAAUGCAUGUGGAUCCUUCUCAGAGGCACAAGGUAUAG
Lachancea thermotolerans CBS 6340 is the source of this 432-nucleotide messenger RNA. It is a transcript of the gene MRPL51, whose product is annotated as mitochondrial 54S ribosomal protein mL43. Lineage: Eukaryota; Fungi; Ascomycota; Saccharomycetes; Saccharomycetales; Saccharomycetaceae. The coding region runs from base 1 to 432 and encodes 143 amino acids. The record is from RefSeq and is a predicted model, not a curated record. Gene Ontology annotation, molecular function: structural constituent of ribosome. Gene Ontology annotation, cellular component: mitochondrial large ribosomal subunit. The transcript has a single exon. Gene Ontology annotation, biological process: mitochondrial translation.